Messenger RNA from Nematolebias whitei (Rio pearlfish), 4407 nucleotides. It is a transcript of the gene pnpla6, whose product is annotated as patatin-like phospholipase domain containing 6. Gene Ontology annotation, biological process: phosphatidylcholine metabolic process. The transcript is spliced from 36 exons. Gene Ontology annotation, cellular component: endoplasmic reticulum. Gene Ontology annotation, molecular function: phosphatidylcholine lysophospholipase A1 activity. Bases 102 to 4142 code for a protein of 1346 amino acids. The record is from RefSeq and is a predicted model, not a curated record. Lineage: Eukaryota; Metazoa; Chordata; Actinopteri; Cyprinodontiformes; Rivulidae.
GAUUUCCGUUGUAUUUUGGCUUGAAAGUCAGUGACGAUUAGCAGGACUACAUCUGCUCAGUGGCCUUUGAUGGACCAUCCUUAUGAAGACACAAGGUUACAAUGGGACAGAGUACCUCAGAACAAGAGGUCCAAGAAGACUCUUCACAGGACAGAAUUGAUAACCUUAAGACAUUUGUGGAGGAGGAACUACAGACGAGCACGAUGGUGGGGAUGGUGAUAGGUGCAGGUAUCACCAUCGUCCUCAUUGCCAUCCUCAUCUUCUUCAUCCUGCGGAGAAUCAAACAACGAAACUUGGAGGCUCAGGAGGCGCCCAAAUACCGCUUUCGCAAGAGGGACAAAGUCAUGUUCUAUGGGCGAAAGAUAAUGCGGAAAGUGUCGCAGUCUACGUCUUCUCUAGUGGGUACAUCCUCCUCCUCUCGGUCUCGCCUGAAGAAGAAGCAGAAAAUGCUCAAUAUUGCCAAAAAGAUCCUGCGUUUUAAGAAGGAGGUACCCAUCCUUCAAGCUAAAGAGCCCCCUCCCUCUGUGCUAGAGGCAGACCUCACUGAAUUUGAUGUGGCCAACUCCCACCUCCCCUCCGAGGUGCUUUACAUGCUCAAAAAUGUCCGCGUGCUGGGUCACUUUGAGAAGCCCCUCUUCUUGGAGCUUUGCAAACAUAUGGUCUUUUUGCAGUUCCAGCAAGGAGAGUAUGUCUUCAGGCCAGGCCAGCCUGACAGCAGCAUCUAUGUGGUUCAGGAUGGAAAACUAGAACUGUGCCUUACUGGAAUGGAUGGCAAAGAAAGUGUUGUUAAGGAGGUUUAUGCUGGAGAUAGUGUCCACAGUCUCCUCAGCAUCCUGGAUGUUAUAACAGGCCACCAGAAUCCUUACAGAACAGUGUCAGCACGAGCUGCGGAGGUUUCCACUGUUCUCCGUUUACCUGUAGAGGCCUUCUUGUCUAUAUUUGAGAAGUAUCCUGAAAGCCUAGUGCGAGUAGUUCAAAUCAUUAUGGUUCGUGUCCAAAGAGUCACAGUUCUGGCUCUGCACAACUACCUGGGGCUGACCAAUGAACUCUUCAGUCAUGAAAUGCAGCCGUCACGUCUUCCACCGCAGUCUCCGCACCCUUCUCGUACCAGUCCAGUCCGCCACGGGAAGCGCUUUGGCAGCCUGACUGUGACUGAAGAGCAUCGGGAAGCUGCUGUUAAGGGUGAAGCUCCAGGAGGAGAACAAGGGAAGGACGGAGGAGUGCCAAACCUUAGCAGAACAAUCUCGAUGCCUGUGGACAUUUCCGUUAUGCAGAAAGGUCCUAGGUCAGAUUUUGACAUGGCAUACGAGAGAGGACGGAUUUCUGUCUCUGCAGAAGAUGGCAACACACCUCCCACCUUUAUUCGGUCAGUAUCACAGGAACAGCGUGAGCGGAAGGUGACUGUAGAUGAAGUUCCCUCUGGCAUCUACUUGUAUCCAGAGGAAGAAUCAGCAGUUGACAACAUUGUCACUCCCCUAUCCAGCCGAUCGUGUGCUUCUCUGUUUGAGGAGGCCCAAAAGGAGGUGCUCAGACUCAUGAGGAUCGAGGACCCAUCCUUGUUAAGUGGGAAAGUGACACUGCACCAUGCAAAAGCUGGAGCUGUUUUAGCAAGACAGGGAGACCAGGAUGCGAGUCUGCACUUUGUCCUGUCUGGUUGCCUGCAUGUCUACCAGCGGAUGAUCGACAAACAGGAGGCCGUCUGCUUGUUUGUGACCCACCCAGGAGAGAUGGUAGGCCAGCUCGCUGUGCUCACCGGAGAGCCCCUUAUUUUUACAGUAAAGGCGGUCCGAGACUGUACUUACCUGAAGAUCUCAAAGUCAGAUUUCUAUGAGAUAAUGAGGGAACAACCGAGCGUGGUGCUCAGUGUGGCCCACACAGUUUCUGUCCGCAUGUCGGCUUUCGUCAGACAGAUGGACUUUGCUAUCGACUGGAUGGCUGUCGAAGCUGGCAGAGCCCUCUACAGACAAGAUGACCAGUCAGAUUGUACAUACAUUAUCCUGAAUGGACGUCUGCGCUCAGUCAUUCGUAAAGCAAAUGGCAAGAAAGAGUUAGUGGGGGAAUAUGGAAGAGGAGACCUCAUUGGUGUGGUGGAGGCCUUGACCAAGCAGCCAAGAGCCACUACUGUCCACGCUGUGAGAGACACGGAGCUUGUUAAACUGCCAGAAGGAACGCUGAACAACAUUAAAAGACGAUAUCCUCAGGUGGUAACAAGGUUGAUCCACCUGUUAGGACAGAAGAUUCUGGGGAACCUCCAGCAGGGUCGUGGGCCAUUCUCAGGUUCAGCCAUCAGUUUGCCCAGUAUGACAACAAGUGCAGAUGUCACCAACCCAGCGAGUAACCUCUCAACUGUGGCUGUUCUGCCUGUGUGUGAUGAAGUUCCUAUAAAUGCAUUCAACUUGGAGCUCAGCCAUGCCCUCAGUGCCAUUGGGCCCGCUCUACUUCUGACCAGUGAAAUAAUCAGAGAGCGACUGGGGGCUUCUGCUUUGGACAGUAUCCACGAGUAUCGUCUCUCUGGCUGGCUGGCCCAGCAGGAGGACAUCAAUCGAAUUGUCCUGUACCAGACUGACAACAGCAUGACCCCGUGGACUCAGCGCUGCAUUCGCCAGGCUGACUGCAUCCUCAUUGUGGGACUGGGGGACCAGGAACCAACACUGGGCGAAUUGGAGCAAAUGCUGGAAAAUACAGCAGUCCGGGCUCUGAAGAAGCUGGUUCUUCUGCACAGAGAGGAUGGACCUGGUCCUUCCAGAACGGUUGAGUGGCUCAACAUGCGCAGCUGGUGCUCCGGGCAUCUCCACCUGAAGUGUCCCCGCAGGGUUUUCUCCAGACGCAGUCCCACCAAACUGAGGGAAGUGUAUGAGAAGGUGUUUGAGAAAAUCGCAGACAGACAUAGCGAUUUCUCUCGGUUGGCCCGAGUCCUCACUGGAAACAGCAUUGCGCUUGUGCUUGGAGGAGGUGGAGCUAGAGGCUGCUCACACGUGGGCGUGAUAAAAGCUAUGGAGGAAGCAGGAAUUCCUAUUGACAUAGUGGGUGGGACAUCGAUUGGCUCAUUUAUUGGUGCUCUGUAUGCUGAGGAGAGAAGUGCUGUUCGAACAAAGCAGAGAGCCAGAGAGUGGUCCAAGGCAAUGAAUUCUGUGUUUAAAACAGUCCUGGACCUCACGUAUCCCAUCACCUCCAUGUUCUCUGGGUCUGCCUUCAACACCAGCAUCUAUAAAGUGUUUCAGGACAAGCAAAUUGAAGAUUUGUGGCUUCCAUACUUCAAUGUCACUACAGACAUCACAGCCUCAGCCAUGAGGGUUCAUCAGGACGGCUCUCUGUGGCGCUAUGUUCGGGCAAGCAUGACCCUAUCGGGGUACCUGCCGCCCCUGUGCGACCCCAAAGAUGGCAACUUGCUAAUGGAUGGUGGCUACAUCAACAACCUGCCAGCCGAUAUUGCAAGAAACGUGGGUGCCAGAACAGUCAUUGCCAUUGAUGUCGGUAGCCAAGACGAGACUGACCUCUGUAACUACGGCGACUGCCUAUCUGGCUGGUGGUUGCUGUGGAAACGGAUCAAUCCCUGGGCAGAAAAAGUAAAGGUCCCAGACAUGGCAGAGAUCCAGUCCCGGUUGGCGUAUGUGUCUUGUGUGCGGCAGUUGGAGGUGGUGAAAAAGAGCGCCUACUGUGAGUACAUCAGGCCACCGAUAGACCGCUUCAAGACCAUGGACUUUGGCAAGUGUGAUGAAAUCUAUGAUGUCGGCUACCAGCACGGCAAGUUGGUGUUUACCGGCUGGGCUCGAGGUGACAUCAUCGAGAACAUGCUGAGGGACCACCGCUCAGCUGACUACAACGACGCCAAGAGAACAGAUACCUGCACAUGCCCAGCAGCUGACUUCACUGACCUUGCAGAGAUUGUAUCGAGGAUAGAACCAGUCCAAAGCUACGGAGCGACAGAAGCGGAGGAGUCAGACUGUCUGACAGAGUAUGAGGAGGAUGCGAUGGACACUGUCAAGGAGGAAGAGGGGGGAGAGGAAGAGGAGGAAGAGGACCCUGAAGACCACUCCCCUGAAGAAUGGGGACAGAAUGGGAUCUUUCAGACUGAUGAGGACAAAUCUGUGAGACAUCGCAGGAAACUCACCAGUGACACUUCUGAGGUCUCCGACUGCUAACAGAGGGUCCUGGAGAAGGAGGAGGACCAGAACCAGAGUCGGACUGUGGAGUUAUCAACUGUGAACACGUGAGAUGUGGAUUCCACACUCGACAUUGACACUUUCUGAAACUGGAUUAAGUUUUUUACCUUACUGCACCACUUUUGAAGCCCCCCCGACUCAUUUCAUCAUGUAUUUGGAGUCAAGUUGCUUCAAAUAUGUGGUCUAAAAAUCUGAACAUGCUUUGAGGAUUUACCCCAGACAGUAUUUAAUUCAUCAUUUAAGC